Carassius auratus (goldfish) is the source of this 562-nucleotide messenger RNA. Its product is annotated as NADH dehydrogenase [ubiquinone] 1 subunit C2-like. Gene Ontology annotation, biological process: mitochondrial electron transport, NADH to ubiquinone. The record is from RefSeq and is a predicted model, not a curated record. Gene Ontology annotation, cellular component: mitochondrial inner membrane; respiratory chain complex I. The transcript has 3 exons. Lineage: Eukaryota; Metazoa; Chordata; Actinopteri; Cypriniformes; Cyprinidae. The coding region runs from base 120 to 452 and encodes 110 amino acids.
UCUCACCGGACCGAUUUUCAUUUCCGCCUAAACAUUGCCCUUGAUUUCCUCUAGGAGGUGAAAUGAAAAGUUGAGUGUCAAAAGGCUUCUGACUUUAGAAGAGCCUGUUAUUUCUCACAAUGGGUCUUCUGCCAGACGAGGCGAAAGUUUUGCCUCCUCCGGGGAUCGUCAACAGAAAUUCAGUGUGGUUCGGUCUGUGCGGCUGGGCGACCGCGAUGCUGCACAACAGUUUAAACCGCAGGCCUGCGCUCAAAGCCGGUGUUCACCGCCAAGCGCUGUUCAUAACCAUUGGAUGGUUCAUCGGCUAUCAUCUCACAAAGUUUGAGAAUUAUAAAUAUGCCACAUUGGACAGGGACAUGAAUGAGUACAUCCGGCUGCAUCCUGAGCAAUUUCCAGAGAAAGCACCGAAGACAUUUGCUGAAAUCGUGGAGCCUUUUCAUCCAAUUCGUUGAGAGGAUGAGGAAUGUGAAGACUAUUGUUGCAAACCUGGUUGAACAGACUUUACUGAUUUAUUGAUUUAUUAAGUUGUGUCCUCAAUGUCAUUAAACUGUCUGAAAAAAAA